Messenger RNA from Micropterus dolomieu (smallmouth bass), 2895 nucleotides. Its product is annotated as sodium-dependent neutral amino acid transporter SLC6A17-like. The record is from RefSeq and is a predicted model, not a curated record. Gene Ontology annotation, cellular component: synaptic vesicle; plasma membrane. Gene Ontology annotation, biological process: sodium ion transmembrane transport; glycine transport; L-leucine transport. Lineage: Eukaryota; Metazoa; Chordata; Actinopteri; Centrarchiformes; Centrarchidae. The coding region runs from base 1 to 2220 and encodes 739 amino acids. The transcript has 11 exons.
AUGCCUAAGAACAGCAAGGUGACGCAGCGCGAGCAGAGCCAUGAGCACGUCACAGAGUCGGUGGCUGACCUGCUCGCACACGAGGAGCCGCUCGACUACAAGAGCAGCUCCCUGAACGUCGGAGGGGCCACAGGGAAGAAAGUCCCACAGAUAGAGGUGCCCGAAAACGAUGGACGCCCUGCCUGGAACAGCAAAUUGCAGUACAUCCUUGCCCAGGUGGGCUUCUCUGUGGGCCUGGGGAACGUGUGGCGCUUCCCUUACCUGUGCCAGAAGAAUGGAGGAGGUGCCUAUCUGGUUCCCUACUUCAUCCUCCUCCUCAUCAUUGGCAUCCCGCUCUUCUUCUUGGAGCUGGCUGUGGGUCAGAAGAUUCGACGUGGGAGCAUCGGGGUCUGGAACUACGUCUGUCCCAGUCUGGGCGGGAUAGGGGUGUCCAGUCUGAUGGUGUGUGGCUUUGUGGGCCUCUACUAUAAUGUGAUCAUCGGCUGGAGCAUCUUUUACUUCUUCCAGUCUUUCCAGUAUCCUCUUCCUUGGAGCGACUGUCCAAUCAGAAAGAAUGGGACACUCGCCAUUGUGGAGCCGGAGUGUGAGAAAAGCUCGGCUACGACCUAUUUCUGGUACCGUCAGACUCUGAACACCACCAGCACCAUCGCAGAGAGCGGUGGCCUCAACGUGAAAAUGACCCUGUCUCUGCUUGUGGCCUGGAUCAUCGUAUGUCUCGCUGUCAUUAGAGGAAUCGCCUCCUCCGGGAAGGUGAUGUACUUCAGCUCUCUUUUCCCCUAUGUGGUGCUGUUCUGUUUCCUGGUCAGGGGUUUAAUGCUAAAGGGAUCAGUGGAUGGUAUCGCUCACAUGUUCACUCCCAAGUUAGAGAAGAUGCUGGAGCCCCAGGUGUGGAGGGAGGCAGCCACCCAGGUCUUCUUUGCCCUGGGUCUGGGGUUUGGAGGAGUCAUAGCCUUCUCCAGUUACAACAAGAUCGAUAACAACUGCCAUUUUGAUGCCGUGCUCGUCUCUUUCAUCAACUUCCUCACUUCUAUUCUGGCCACACUGGUGGUGUUCGCUGUGCUGGGUUUCAAGGCCAAUCUCAUGAACGAAAAGUGUGUCGUACAGAAUGCAGAGAAGAUCCUGGGUUACCUCAACUCUAACGUCCUGAGUCACGAUCUGAUCCCCCCACAUAUAAACUUUACCCAUCUCACCACAUCAGACUAUGCUGAGAUGUACGGGGUCAUCAAGACAGUGAAAGAGGACAGUUUCGCCCAGCUGGGUCUGGAGCCUUGUGUCCUGGAGGACGAGCUCAACAAGGCUGUCCAGGGCACCGGCUUGGCCUUCAUCGCCUUCACAGAAGCCAUGACCCAUUUCCCGGCAUCUCCAUUCUGGUCGGUCAUGUUCUUCUUCAUGCUCAUCAACCUCGGUCUGGGCAGCAUGAUCGGCACCAUGACCGGCAUCACUACACCUGUCCUCGACACCUACAAGGUCCAGAAGGAGCUUUUCACAGUGUGUUGCUGCAUUGUGGCAUUCCUAUGUGGCCUGUUGUUCGUUCAACGCUCAGGGAAUUACUUUGUCACCAUGUUUGAUGAUUACUCUGCCGGACUGCCUCUCACUGUAGUGGUCAUCCUGGAAAAUGUGUCUGUCGCUUGGAUUUACGGCACAAAAAGGUUCAUGCAGGAUCUAGAGGACAUGUUGGGUUUCCGACCAAACAUGAUGUAUUUCUACCUGUGGAAGUACGUCUCCCCUCUGUGUCUCAUUGUGCUCAUCUCAGCCACUGUGAUAGAAAUGGCCAUCAGCCCACCAGGAUACAACGCCUGGGUCCAAGAGCUGGCUCAGGAACGCUUCCAGAGCUACCCUCCCUGGGCAUUGGCCAUGUGCUUCGCUCUCAUCAUAGUGGCCAUGCUGCCGCUCCCCGUUGUCUUCAUUGCCCGCCGCUUCAACCUGAUGUCAGACGGCUCCAACAAGCUGUCUGUCUCCUACCGUAAAACCAUGAUGAAGGACAUGUCCAUCCUAGAGGAGCAGGACGAGGCCAAAUCCAUCCUCGGCACCAAGCCCGGCGAGAUGCCAUCAUCGGUGCCGGCACGCAAAGCCUACCUUACUCCAGGAGGGAACAAACCCCUGGACCCCAACUCCCUGUCUCCAAACAUCUGCUACGGUACAAGCUACCAGAACGCUGCCAUCAGCCCCACCACACCGACUACACCGACCAUGCCUGCCACACCAGAGUCUGACUCUUGACUUCAACACUCCCCAUGACACCCAAUCCCAUAGCACAGUUUACCUUUCAGCCAUAAAGUCUCCACCAGGGAUCACUGCAGCGCAGAGAAUCCCCGCCACUGUCCUACUAACGCCACAAAAAUGUAUGUAGCUGCCCAAUUUACCAGAACACACGCUAGGCAAAAUAACACCAAGGAACCAUCUCCAGCAGGAGAAAAAAGUUUACUCUUUCACAGUAGAUCAAACACUGAAAUCAGGGUGGGACUGACAUCUGUAUCUAUUCUGUAUUUAACUUCACAGGGUUUAAGAUGAAGUUCUGUGAUCUGCAUUUCUUUGCCUUAGUAUAAGGAUCCUCAGUAGACACAGACCCCCACAGCUUAAUGUAUAUCCCCGUCUGCACAGUGCAGGGGACCUGAAAGAAUGAAUGUAGAGGAGCUGGCAUAGUCCUGCUGGUUGAACAGGUUUUCACUCAGCACACCGGCACAGAGAGCCAAGAUGAAUGAAUGAAUUAUUUUAAGGUUCGAAAGCAGUGUUUGCGUUGCUGCCCUCUGUAGUGGUACUGUGUGUUAAAGUCAUACGGUCUAACACAAAACAAGUUAUUUUCUAUUAGAUCUGAUUUCAGUGAGUAGGUACAGUAUGUCUACAUGAGCACUGACAUGCACCUCUGUUCUGAUGUUCUAAACUACAAAAUACUAA